GUUGGGUUUGCCACGGUGCUGCGGGGGAGGAGCCCCCGCGAGGAGCACUCGGGCUCCAUGUAGCAGCGAGGACGAGGAGGCGCGCUGUCUGUCGAUCAAGGCACACGGGGAGCAUGGCCCCCGCGCGCUGCCUGCGUGCGCUCUGGUGGCCGCUGCUCGCGCUGGCCCUUCGCUCGGCCCCCGCGGAGUCUCACCCGGCCGCCGCGUCCCCGCCGGGCGCCGACUCGACGCUGUCGGCGCCACCGGACUACGUGCUCGAGGACUACCGCGGCAAGGGCUGCCUGGACGAGACGGGCUACGUGUACAAGCUGGGCGAGGAGUUCUCGCCGGGACACUCGUCGUGCCCGUGCCGCUGCACGGUGGACGGCCCCGUGUGUCCCAAGCCCGAGUGUCCGCGCAUCUCGGCGUCGCGCUGCGCCCGCGUGGAGCACAACGGCUGCUGCCCCGAGUGCAAGGAGGCGCGCAGCGAGUGCGAGUAUCGGGGAGCCACCUACGGACUCCUGCAGGAGUUCAAGCCUUCCCCAUGCGAGCGUUGCCGCUGUGAAGCGAACGGGGAGGUGUCCUGCGUCGUGGCUGACUGCGCAGUCCCAGAGUGCGUGAACCCAGUUUACGAGCCAGAGCAGUGCUGCCCGGUCUGCAAGCAUGGUACGGCGCGAACUGCUACGCGGACACGCGCGUCAUCCCUGCCGGACACGAAGUGAGGAUCGACACGUGCACGGUGUGCUCGUGCCCACUACCCGGCAACAGCGGCUAUGCGGACCGGCAAGCCGUGUGCAUCAAGCAAGACUGCCAAGGCAGCUAGCCCUGCCGAGCGGUGCCGUCGCAGAAAACCUGACGCGGCCCGCAAGCAGCAUCCAGCACCUCCCGAGGGUGCAGUUGAGUGUCCAUCAGACCUGGAAUGGCAGUGUAAAGAAUGUAUGUAAAAAAAAACUAUGAUAAUACUAAUAGUAUCCUAUAUUAAAAAAGUCUAAAAAAUCGAGCAUUUCAAAGAAUAUUUAUAUUCAAUGUUGUUAAUUGCUAUUCCAUUAAUAAAAUAAAACACUUCAAAUUAGUAUACAUGUGAUUAAUAGCUAACUGUUAAUAAGUUACACAAAAAUUUUAUGAUAUUAUUUUUCGUCGUGCUUUGUAUAUAUGUAGGGUUGGACAAUUAUUUAUAAGUAAGGGUAUGCCACAGUUUUGCAUUGUAGUUCGUCCAAGGGGGCAGUGCCCAUGAGUGGUGGAUGGAAUACAACAAUUGCUGAGACCGUUUGAUGGUGGGGUUAUGGCAAGAGAGAUGUGGGGCUGCGCAAGGAUGGGUAGCCAAUCAGGCCAACCGUUUUCUCUAGUACAUCGUUGCCUAACCACUUUUGAAAUGUGCCUGCAUUAAUUUGUCAGAACAGUGCAGCAAUCCAGACCUGCCAAUUCUAAUCAAAACAGUGAAUGUAACCUGCAUCAUUCGUCUAACCUUUACACAGUAUGAGUACUCUGGUUUUCCCGUUUCCUUGACUGGUGAGGAAAUGAAUAGAGGUGAAUAACCUGUGGCGACUUAGCUGGCAUGGAAUUUUAGUUUCGUAUUUGGUUUGGAACGCAUUCCACUCAUGUGCAAAAGUGUGUGCAUUCAGUUUGUGCUCAGAUUAAAAAGGUUAAAGAUUUUGUAAUGUUAGUAAAACCCAUUUAAAAUUACCUAAUAAUAAAUAAAUAUAGUUGAUUGGCAUAGCACAUUUUAAACGGUAAAUGUAUCCCAAAAGUCUUAAUAUCCUAUUUAUCGGUCUGUAUUAUAAUUCUUGGCUCUCCACCAAUGUCCGAAUAUGGACCACGUGACAUGCAUGGCUUUUGGACAUUAUUUAAACUGUGGCUUUAGAACUCCCUUGUUUUUGCUUGUGUUUUAUUUUAGAUAAAAAGGUCAGCAAUGUGACUUACCAUAUUAGAUAAUAAAUAUGUCAUUUAUAUAUGUAACUUCCAAUGCAUAGCUGAAAGGAAACAGUUCUCUUCAAACAUUAAUGUAUAGUAUAUUCAUGAAAACUCCUCUUAUUUACGACUGUUUUAACCGUGACUCCUAUUAUCCAUGGGAGCUGUAGGGUCUGCAUAAGCUCCUAUUAUCCGUAUCCCAAUCCUUACAAGUAUCCACCAUCAUCCGCAAUUUGUCCCAUCAGUCAAUGUGGAAUGGCAAAUAACUCCAAUAACUUGAGACCAAUGCAAAAUGUAUCGUAUAAAAAAAUGCUGCGGGUGACACACACUUUAAAUCAACUGCCACAUACAGGCGACACGCAUAGACAUCUGGAUCUGGCUUCAGGCCUGGCAAAUCUAGGGGUAUCUGCAGAUUAUCCAUGGAUAAUUACCGGCCCUAUUUCCCAGCCUUGGCUGCCGGAAAAUGAAUCGUAAAAUUAUCCUCACAUGCUUUGCAGAUUAUUGGAAUUGAAUGGCAAAUAAUUUCAAUUAUCUACGAUUUUUCUCACAUUUUUUUCCUGUGGAUGAGUGGGGUAAAUUUGCACCCGAUCUUGGAUAGAGAGUGGAUGGUUAGUUGGGCAUUGUUUGCAUAUUGUUUUGCUAUAAAAUAAAUUGUAUUGUACUUUUACGGUCCAGCAUCAAUGCGUUUCGCCUUCACCGACGCGAAAUGACCAGUGUGAUAAAGUAUGGUCAAAUAACACACAGGAAAGAUGCUCUCAUCCAGCAGUGGAUUGAAAAUGGGCUGUGUAUGUACACACACAUAUACACCAUAUAUAUAUAAGCUACAUUUGUUUCUGUCUUACAAUUAUCUUCUUGAAAUUACACAAAAUAUUAAGUGGAGCACUUUAAUGAAUUUAGAGCAUAUGUAUGUCUAAUAUUACAAACCAGCUAUAUAGAGUAUAAUGUUAUUAUAGUACAGCUGUCGUAUGUUUGAAUACUAAUAACUUUUGUUGCAGCACAUAUGGAUACAUUCAAACAAUAAAGUUACUCCAUGACUGACCCUAAAUGGUUAAAGUUGGCCAACCUACUUCUGCUUUCUGUUAAAAAAGUUCAUUCAUUUUCUAACAACUUGCAAUCCCAGGUAACUGGAUGAUUAUUUUCAAGAAACAGAAGAGCGGAACUGAUGUAUCUAAUUUGGGUGCAUUAGGAGCUACAGGAAAAUGUUCUGAUAAUUAACCGUUCAAAACAAGAUGAGUAAAAGACACAGCAAUUAUUAGAAUCUAUAGGGAUUCAUGAAAAUAAAUUAUUAACAUCUUCACCAAACAAUACAAUUUGGAGUUGUGUAGCCUCUAAAUACAACCACAUUUCAAGACACCCAGAAAUUGGACAAACCACUUAGGUAUUUACAUUUACCAACAAUUGUACAAUCCGAACUCAUGGAUUAUUUUAAAGUAAUUACCUUAUUAUGGGAAAAUUAUGUCAAUAGAACACGAAGUAAUGUGAAAGUCCCAAUAAGGCAAGGUCUUUGUGUUAGAUUCAGCUAUUUAUGUGCCCAGCAAUUGCUAGGUGACCUCAUUUGGCUGAUGUCACGAUUGUGCAAGCAUUGAUUGUCACUUAUAUUGGUGUGUGACAGCAACGGUUGUUGGUGAAUGAAUAUAAUUCCGUUUUACAGUCUAGUAAUUGUGUUUGUGUGUAAAUGUUCAUUACAAAUAAUGAUAAGGAAACAUUCUGCCGGUUCUGAAAAAUAAGUGGCUGUAAUAGUUGUUUAUUGCUCUUUAUACAGUAUUUUUAUUAUCUGUAACUCUGUAAACACAACCAGUUCCAUCGUUCCAGUUGUAAAUUUCAAAACAAUAUAAAAUAUUUGA
Messenger RNA from Lethenteron reissneri (Far Eastern brook lamprey), 3731 nucleotides. Its product is annotated as von Willebrand factor C domain-containing protein 2-like. Gene Ontology annotation, biological process: negative regulation of BMP signaling pathway. Gene Ontology annotation, cellular component: AMPA glutamate receptor complex. The record is from RefSeq and is a predicted model, not a curated record. Lineage: Eukaryota; Metazoa; Chordata; Hyperoartia; Petromyzontiformes; Petromyzontidae. Gene Ontology annotation, molecular function: protein binding.